AUGCGCAGAGCCCUCAUUCGCACUUUGCGUGGCCCGCAGACACCUGAUCUCCGCAAUCACUCUGCUUUCCGCCUUCCUCGUGCGCACCACCAUCACUCUUCGUUGAAAAUGCAGCUCCCGAGCUCCUCCGCUGCGUAUGUCCUGGCACCUGAGCUCACCUGGACGGGUGAGGCUUUCGAGCGUAACAUGCACGUGUCCGUGGGCGCCGACGGCUUGAUCCAAUCCCUUCCCGGCCGUGCGCUACUACCUGGCAUGGUGAACGCGCAUUCGCACGCGUUUCAGCGCGGCUUGCGCGGUCUUGGAGAGACGUACCCGAAAGACUCUGCGCAAAGCAGCUUUUGGACGUGGCGCGAGGAGAUGUACAAGCUCGUGGGCGGCAUGAGCGAGCAGCAGAUCUACGAUCUGACUCGUCAAUGCUUUUCCGAGAUGCGCGACGCCGGCAUCACAAGUGUCGGUGAGUUCCACUACUUCCAUCACGGUCGACCAGGCGAGGGCAAGAACGGACACAAGUUCGCGUACGACGAGACGGUGCUGCGUGCGGCCAGGGACGUGGGAAUUCGCAUUGUGUUGUUGAAUGCGUACUACGAACACGGCGGCUUCCAGCGAGCUCCCAUGGUGGAAUCACAGAAGCGCUUCAAGGUCGACUCGCACGACGUCUACUGGAAGCAAAUGGACACGCUGCUGAGCAAGCUGGCUGGCGAUCCUACUCAGUCAUUGGGUGUGGUGGCUCACUCGAUGCGUGCUGUGGAGGUACCGGACAUUGUCCAGCUGCACGAAGAAUCGGUGCGUCGUGGGCUGGUGUUCCACAUUCACCUUGAAGAGCAGACGAAGGAGGUGGACGACUGUAAGGCUGCACACGAUGGGGAAACGCCCAUGGGUCUUCUAUUAAAACAUCUGAAGAUCGAUGAGAAGUUUACAGCAGUGCACUGCACGUGGACCAAGGCAGAUGAGUUGAAACAGUUCGUGGAGAAGAAGGGUAACGUGUGCAUUUGUCCAUUGACGGAGGGUAAUUUGGGAGAUGGCUUCCCGUUCAUCGCAAGCUGCUCCGACCGUGUGUGUCUUGGCACCGACUGCAAUGCUCGUGUGGACAUGUGCGAAGAAAUGCGCUGGCUGGAGUACGCUCACCGCCUACAUCAAAGCAGGAGAGGUGUUUGCACGGACUCCACUGCAGAGACCGAUCUAGCGAAGCUUCUCUUCCGUUAUGGCACCAAGAACGGCGCUGAAUCGCUCAACUUGCGAGUGGGUGAAAUUAAGAAGGGAUACGCUGCUGACUUUGCAUUGGUGGACAUCGAAGAGGAGCAGCUCAAGUUCUCCACUCCGUCGUCUCUUAUGGGUACAUUUAUCUUCGGAGCUAACGGAUCGAGCGUCGUCAAGGCGACGGCAGUAAAUGGAAAGUGGCGUAAGACGGUCUCGAAGAAAGUUCAGCAAGAGAGCUCCUCGAACAGUGAUGACUCGGCUGUGUCCGAUGAGCACAAGGCUCAGAUCGAGGCUGCUGCUGCUCUGGCAGACGUCAACAGUGACGACGUUGUGAAGCUUGCCAUCGGUCUUAACAGCAUCGUCUCGACCUCAGGCGAUGAAGCUGCGGUGGGCCAGGCGAUUGCUGACUGGCUCACUGCUCGUGGAUGGCGUGUGCACAAGCAGAAGGUUCCUCCGCAGGCUGAUGCUGCUGUGAAGGCUGACAGAUACAACGUGUACGCUACGCGGAGCGACAGCAAGACCCCGCGUCUUCUGUUCAACUCGCACAUGGACACUGUUCCGCCGUAUCUCCCUCCUCGUAUCGAUAGCACCACGCUCUAUGGCCGUGGUGCCUGUGACGCUAAGAGUUUGAUUGCCGGUCAGAUGAUCGCAGCACAGAAGCUCGCCGAGGCAGGUUUCGGCAAAGACGUUCAGGUUCUCUUUGUCGUGUCUGAAGAAACGGACCACAGCGGCAUGAAGAAGGCUAAUGAGCUCAACGUCAAGCCCGCUCACAUGAUUGUUGGCGAACCGACUGCUCUCAAGAUGUCGAAGAUGCAGAAGGGAGUUCUCAAAAUUCAACUCUCGCAGAAGGGAGUGGCAGCACACAGCGGAUACCCGCACUUGGGUGACUCGGCUAUCGACCCGAUGAUCGAUGUUCUUUACGCCCUGAAGAAGGAAAACUGGCCAACGACCGAGGAAUACGGGAACACGGACCUUAACAUCGGCCUGCUCAAUGGAGGACAAGCAGCCAACGCUUUGGCUGAGCAAUCGUCGGCGAUGCUGAUGUUCCGCUUGGUGACUGAGCCCAGCGUCAUCUAUGAGCGAGUUGAGGAAAUCGUGGCUGGACGCGUAGAGAUGAAUCUUUACACUUCCAACGCCCCCGUUCACUUGACUACUGUGGAGGGCUACGACACCGGUGUUGCGUGCUUCAACACGGACAUUCCUUACUUUAACUUCGACGGCAAGGCGUACCUGGUCGGUGCUGGAAGUAUCACGGAUGCCCACUGCCCACGCGAGUUCAUCAAGCUUGACGACCUCAAGUGUGUGGUCGACUACUACUUCACACUCGGCAAGCGCCUGAUUGAGGACGGCAAAUGA
Molecule: messenger RNA, 2553 nt
Organism: Phytophthora infestans T30-4
Lineage: Eukaryota; Oomycota; Peronosporomycetes; Peronosporales; Peronosporaceae
Exons: 7
Coding region: 1-2553 (850 amino acids)
Molecular function (GO): hydrolase activity, acting on carbon-nitrogen (but not peptide) bonds
Source: RefSeq, a predicted model, not a curated record